This is a messenger RNA of Oncorhynchus kisutch (coho salmon), 3866 nucleotides long. RefSeq names its product zinc finger protein 185. The coding region runs from base 386 to 2260 and encodes 624 amino acids. The record is from RefSeq and is a predicted model, not a curated record. NCBI's taxonomy places the organism in Eukaryota, Metazoa, Chordata, Actinopteri, Salmoniformes, Salmonidae. The transcript is spliced from 20 exons.
CUCUCUCCGUUCACACACAGACCUAGCAAUCUUUUACCUAUACUUUUGUCCCUCACCUGCUCUCACUCUACCUGUGUGGGAUUCUCUACAGUUUGGGAGACCGUCUGUCCCUCACCUGCUCUCACUCUACCUGUGUGGGAUUCUCUACAGUUUGGGAGACCGUCUGUCCCUCACCUGCUCUCACUCUACCUGUGUGGGAUUCUCUACAGUUUGGGAGACCGUCUGUCCCUCACCUGCUCUCACUCUACCUGUGUGGGAUUCUCUACAGUUUGGGAGACCGUCUGUGGAUACAGUAUCCAGUGAAAGGAGCCAGCGGAGGAAUCAUAGGAACCAGAUUGGGAGCCCGCGGAGGAAUCAUAGGAACCAGAUUACAAACGACCUGACUAUGUCAAAAGAGGGGGACAGAGCAUCAGUGUUGAAGACCUCUAAGGUUCGGACCAAGCUGAAGGGAGAUGCCAGCUGGAUGCAGAGACUCAGUGAACCUCAGUCUGAAACAGAGGAGGAGAAACCAUGGAUGGCAGAAGUUAAAGUGAAUCGACUGAAUGGAGCCCCAAUAGACACCAGUCCAAUAGCCUCUCCCACAUCCAAGACCCCUCCCUCCCCAACCAGACCUGCAGAAGAUGGAGCACCAUCUUCAGGAUACCUCAUCAGAGGGGUUUUUACCGAGACAGACACCAAGCCUGCUGCCAACUCAUCUACAUCCAAUGGCUUCAGUGGGUCAACAUCCAGCUUCACCAAGAGGCCUUCAGAGAGCUACAAGAGAAUAGCUCCUCACACAGUGCGUCCCACCUCAAACCUCCCAGUUCAAACUGAGGACCAGCUUUCUCCAGAGGAGAAGGAGAAAUGUUGUACUGACAAACCACCAGAAACCUCCCUGACCACAGAUGUUACAUCUUUUGUGGCUAAAAGGGUGGUGAUCACAGACAAUGAUGACUCUGUCUUCACCGAGACUCCCUCUGUCCCCAAAGAACCAGCUGCACUAUCUGUGAAAGGCGUCCCUCCUGUUUCUGUGAAAGACUUCCCUCCUGUAUCUGUGAAAGACUUCCCUCCUGUUUCUGUGAAAGGCGUCCCUCCUGUUUCUGUGAAAGACGUUUCUCCUGUAUCAGUGAAAGACGUUUCUCCUGUAUCUGUGAAAGACGUCUCUCCUGUUUCUGUGAAAGACUUCCCUCCUGUAUCUGUGAAAGACGUCUCUCCUGUUUCUGUGAAAGACUUCCCUCCUGUUUCUGUGAAAGACUUCCCUCCUGUUUCUGUGAAAGACUUCCCUCCUGUUUCUGUGAAAGACUUCUCUCCUGUAUCUGUGAAAGACGUCUCUCCUGUAUCUGUGAAAGAUGUCCCUUCUGUAUCUGUGAAAGAUGUCCCUUCUGUAUCAGUGAUUGACCCUUAUGAGGGCAUGAAGCCAGGGCUUACCAAAGUGGCCACUAAGCUGUCCCCAGAGAGUAGUGUCCUGUUGAAAGUAAUCUCCCCAGUGUCCCCUGUCCCAUACAAACCAGUGAAGACAGAUCCUGCCCCAGUGGACACACUGACAGCCCUGUCUGACACACUCAUCUCCUUCGACACAGGUUCAUCCAGCUCCAGAGUCCCUGACCCAGUAUGGACGGAGACAGCAGAGCCAGAGGACAGAUUGCAUGGUGAUCCAAUCCCUCAGCUCAUGGUUGAUGAUCUCCUCUCUCUCACUAACGGUCUAGAAGAGGAGUUGGUAAAGCCCAUCCCUCCCAGCCCAGGAUCUAGGAGUCAGGAGCUUCUCAGUGGAUCAGACAGGUCAUCUCACAGUGAUUCACCGUGGGAUAGAUGGAGUGCACCAACUGUCUAUAAAGAGGAGGACAGAGACCCAGAGCCUUCAAUGGACCGUUCUAGCUCCUACUCCAGGACCUUGGACAGUUCUGCCAACCAGAGACCCAAGGCACCAGACACCGAGUCCAAGAAGUGUUUUGUGUACCUGAAGGAGUAUGUGGACGUUACAGAUCUAACCAAGCACAACACUAGAGACAACGAUCCUGACUAUGUAACGUCUAGUUCUACCAGCCAUUCCUACAGUAGCCCCUCCUCUUACACCAGGUCUACCAUGACGUCUGCCUGUACGUACUGUGGAGAGCAGGUGGGCAAUGAUGCCAAGAUCACCAUCGAGCACCUCAACAUCUCCUGCCACCCAGCCUGCUUCAAGUGUGGUGUUUGCAGUAAGCCAAUGGGAGACUUUCUGUUCAGCAUGUUCCUGCACAAAGGGACAGUCCACUGUGAGAGCUGCUAUGCCAACGUCUUGUAGGAUGCUUCCUUUCCUUGUCUCCUCGUCUCUUUUCCUUCAUGGCCACUGAGAGGUGACAAGACUGGAUGGUUGAUAUAACUGCUCUUUCCCAUCAAGACCUGUCGUCUGCUAACAGACACAGGGACGCUGCACCUUGAGUUUGACAUGAAUGUCCAUGUGUGAGAUUUUGUUUUCAUACCUUUGUAUGGCAGUUACUCUAUGGUUUAAAGAGAAUAAUAUGAUAAAAUUACUGAUAUUGUCUUCCGUCCAUUUGAAUUACCACUUUUUUGGGGUUUUUUUCUCCUUAAAGGCCCAGUGCAGUCAAAAAACGUGAUUUCCUAUGUUUUAUAUAUACUGUAUUUCCAUGCUAUGAGGUCGGAAUAAUACUACGGAAUUGGGGAAAUUAUGAUAAUUCUCUUUAAGUGUGUGUUGGGAAAAUUAUGAUUAAAUGACUGAACAAAUCAUUUUAAAUGGAACUGUAACUAAGUAAACUUAUACUCUGUUUUAUUAUAUCUGAUUAACAAUAUGAGUUCAUAAGAAGGGAUUGUGAGACACGGACAAGGAGUAAUUAAAGUUAAUGAACACCAUUCCAACUAGGAAGAAACUAAUGGGUUGUGGAUUAAGUAAACAGAUAAGGUAGUUAACCUAUGGUUGAACCGACGAAACUGAGCUCUGGGGUUUUUAGAUAACCUAGGAAUGCACUCACUGUCUUUUCUGUUAAUUAGAACUGUCAGCUAAGUGGUGAUCGAUAAUGUUGAGGGGUCAAAAGUUACCUGGGAGUGUGUUAGUAAGUUAGAAUGAACUUUUCACCUCACUUUGUCCCUGUCGAGAGGAGGGGUUUCUGUUAAGCAAUGAAAUGACGUCAUGUUUUGCAUAUAAACUGUUGAUCGUGGUGAAGUGGCAGCGCGCUCCGAGAAUAAAUUCUGUUACCUAUUAUUGAAAAGACUGGUCUCUGUCUAUUUUAUGCAAACAAGAAUCUUACAAAUUCUCAUAAAAUAGAUGAAGGGCUUUCAAUUAAUGAAAACACAUUGGCAUCAUUAAUUUACAGUAACAGUGUGUAAGCUCUGUUUGAAGAAAAAAAAACGCCAGAAAUGUCUGCUUGUUUUAGUGGGAGGAGUUUUGCCCAGAUUGGCGGUAUCACCAGGUGGUAUACGAAUAACAACACGUUUUCAUCAAACAUAUCCUUCCCAUUAGGCUCGUCCAGUUAGAACUCUCACUCAGGCCUACCAAAAUUGUUUUUCGAGAAAUUGCUCUUUGCUUAGAAGGCAUAACUAGUCGAGAUUACAGUAUAGUCUAUUUUUGUUUCUUUUCGACAAUUUUAGCGAGGUCAUUAAUUACCCAGAAAUGGUUUGAUAUUGAGAUAAAAACGGCUGCACUGGCCCUUUAAUGGCAUAACUUUGUGAAUUUAUUGUGAAAUAUGAAGGAACUGUAUUUAAAAGUCUCUGGAUAUUAUUAUGUAAUGACACGAUUUAACUGGGAACUGGCUAUGUAGAUUAGCAGUUGGGUACAAUUUCCUAAUUUCGGGCAUGACUAUGCAAAGUAAAUAAUUAUAUAUCUUUUUUCAAAUUUUCAUUUUUAAUUGUCUGAUGUCUUUUCCUCACAAUAAACAUGAUAAUUAUAGAGUAUA